This is a messenger RNA of Eucalyptus grandis, 618 nucleotides long. Its product is annotated as zinc finger protein CONSTANS-LIKE 3. NCBI's taxonomy places the organism in Eukaryota, Viridiplantae, Streptophyta, Magnoliopsida, Myrtales, Myrtaceae. The coding region runs from base 12 to 395 and encodes 127 amino acids. Gene Ontology annotation, cellular component: nucleus. The transcript is spliced from 3 exons. The record is from RefSeq and is a predicted model, not a curated record. Gene Ontology annotation, molecular function: protein binding. Gene Ontology annotation, biological process: regulation of flower development.
GCCAAAAGCUGAUGAACGCGAAUUCGAGUUCUGCACCUUUCGCAACAGAUAUUUCAAACUUAGAAGACCCAACUUACAAGGUAGGAAAACUCUCAGUUGAGCAGAGGAAGGAGAAGAUCCAUCGGUACAUGAAGAAGAGGAACGAAAGGAACUUCAGCAAGAAGAUUAAGUAUGCGUGCCGCAAAAGUCUGGCAGACAGCCGUCCGCGAGUGAGAGGGAGAUUCGCAAAGAACGAGGAAUUCGGGGAGAACUCUAGGCUCGCUUGUGGCCAUCUUGGGGAUGUUGAAAAGGACGAAGUGGUUGUGAAAGAAGAUGACAUGAUGGAAUCAUCUGAUAUCUUUGCUCAUAUCAGUGGAGUCAAUUCCUUUAACUACUCAAUCCAAUCUUGGAUUUGAAUAGCCAGAUCUUACAGACCCGAGCAAUUCCAUCACACAGUUUUGCAGGACUUGGUGAAGCCCGGAUCUCUGUUUCUGCAGACCGGCUGACUAAUAAGAGCUAGUGUAUCAAUACAUGAGUCAGGACUAAUUAGUAUGACGAUAGGAAUUAAUGUACUUUUGUAUAUAAGGUCUGUAUGUUAUAAAGUAUAUCGAUUAGACUCUGUAGACCUGAGACUGGGAA